Neocloeon triangulifer is the source of this 1625-nucleotide messenger RNA. RefSeq names its product adipocyte plasma membrane-associated protein Hemomucin-like. The record is from RefSeq and is a predicted model, not a curated record. Gene Ontology annotation, biological process: biosynthetic process. The coding region runs from base 123 to 1349 and encodes 408 amino acids. Lineage: Eukaryota; Metazoa; Arthropoda; Insecta; Ephemeroptera; Baetidae. The transcript has 7 exons. Gene Ontology annotation, molecular function: strictosidine synthase activity.
CAUCGUACGUCACAGCUGGAGAAGCGGACGCCUUUUUAGGAGCAGUGCAAGAUCAUUAGCAGCGUUGACCGGCGUGUAGAAUUAAUUUUUUGCACAUUUUUGUAUGAAAACGUGAAUUCGCGAUGGGUUUCUGCAAAUCCUUUUUGACAAAAUUGUUCGCAAUUUUCGUGGUUUUCCUGGCCAUCGCGUUUUUACCGGGGCUGCCUCCAGAGAUGGAAUUUACCCCAUACACACCCUCUGAGCCUUUGGAUUUCACUGGACCGCUGGCGCCAAAUGACAAAUUGAACGGUGCCGAGAGAAUUUUUGAGGGGAAAAUUCAGAACCCGGAAUGUUUGGCUGUUGCAAACGGGACCGUCUACACAAGUUCUAGGGGUGGAGAUAUCGUCAAGUUGGUUGGAGACAAAUUAGUUCCAGUGGCCAAUAUUGGACACAAAUGCGAGGGAUAUUGGGAAGAGAAGAAGUGCGGCCGUACCCUCGGAAUGACUUUCGAUACCAAGGGCUUUUUGUACGUUGUCGAUGCCUAUUAUGGGAUCUACAAAAUCAACGUCAAUACAGGAAAAGUUGGACACCUAAUUAAGAUUGAUCAACCAAUUUCUGGCAAGACUGUGAAAAUUGCAAACAGCGUGGCUGUGGGAAAAGACGGCACCGUCUACUGGACAGCCUCAAGCUGUGAUACUUCUUUCGAUGAUGCUGUACUUACUAUGUUAGGAGACGCCACUGGAAGGCUUUUCAAAUUUGACCCUGCUUCAAAGACUAACACACUCCUCUUGGACAAAGUCCACUUUGCAAAUGGACUGGCACUCUCUCAGAAUGAGGAUUUUGUUGUCGUGGCUGAAACUGUUCGCACCAGACUAGUGAGGUACUGGCUGAAGGGCCCAAAACAAGGCUCGAGCGAGAUUUUCUUUGACAGUCUGCCAGGAAUUCCCGACAACAUUAAAGUCAACAAGGAAGGAAUCUUCGACGUCACUGUUCCCUUGCAAAGGACAAAAACAUACCCUCUUCUGUCGGAUCUAAUUGCCCCGUACCCUCUGAUUCGUCGAUUCCUGGCUCGAGUUUUCUACCUUAUGGAAGUGCCAUUCACCCUCAUUCAAGACAACUACCCGAACUUCUACUCCGGAAUUAUUACUCAUUUGAUUGGAUCUUUUGACCCGCUGUUGCCGUUGUUCCCGAAGGAGGUUCUCGUGUUGCAGUUCGACCAAAACGGCAAGUUGCUGUCAAGUCUGCGCAGCACGGAUGAUAAGGUGACCCUUAUCAGCGAUAUCAUUCUAGCUGGAAACUACUACUACCUUGGCUCACCAUUCAACAAUUACUUGGGACGCGUCAAGAUAGAUAAGAUUAAGGCUGACUGAAAAUGUUACUCGAUGAUCUUGUUGCCUUAAAUAAUUUUCUCUCUAUUAUAUCAUUAUUGUUAUGUCUUAAAACUCCACUCUGUUGAAAAAUUACGGUAAUUUUGCAUCUCUCUGUUAUAUAUUGUUUAAAAAAGGUACUUAAUUUUAAUUUUAAAAACGUAAAAAGUUAUUGGGCAAAUUGUUGAUGAAACUUAAAAAAAAAACGUACAACGAAACCCAUUGUAUACUCUUCUCAGUGAUGUGCUUUUCACAAUAAAACCAUAUUUUUCAUAAAUU